AUGGCGCGUCGGAGUGGCAGUGCGGCCCGGCUAACUUCCCUGGAGGUGGCCUCGGCGAAGCACCACUCUGGCUCCAGGAGAAGCCUCGAGAGGGACGGGGGGGCCAAGUGUCACUCUGAACAAGUCGUGCGGUUGCCCACCCCCCAGAAGGGGGUCAUUGACACAACUAAAUCUGACAGUAAAAGUGGCAAUGGUGGGGGUGUCUUCUCUACCGGCAGUGAGUAUCCAAACACGCUGCGGCAGGAGCCGCUUGCUGGCGGUCUCCUCCCGGAGGGUCGGGGUGGCGCUGUAGCGGCAAUGGCAAAUGACCUGCCAUCCUUUACUGGACCAGGUCCAUCUAAUAAAAUUCACUAUGACAAAAUUUUUAGUUGCUUUGCGGCGGGCAAUGGCCUUCUAUUCCGUCUUGUAGACGAACGGCACCAUACGUGGGCGUAUUACAACGACACGGCAAGCUACACCAUGCACGUCACCGUUACGUUUGGGCGGGAGAGCACUGUUGAAGCCCUUGGUGCGGCGGUGUGCACUGUGACAAAUGCGGCAUCCGGGCGAUGUCGCAUAGACCUUCUCCUCCCUCCCGGGAGGACGGAGCUGUUCAUGCAUGGCGAGUACAACGGCUUUUCUAGCCACUACGAAGUCGUGCCCCCGCACAUGGCGCCGACACAAACGAGGAAAGGAAACAGCAGAGAAAGAGAAUCGGGCGAAAAGUCAAGAUAA
This is a messenger RNA of Trypanosoma rangeli, 714 nucleotides long. RefSeq names its product calpain-like cysteine peptidase. The record is from RefSeq and is a predicted model, not a curated record. The transcript has a single exon. NCBI's taxonomy places the organism in Eukaryota, Euglenozoa, Kinetoplastea, Trypanosomatida, Trypanosomatidae. The coding region runs from base 1 to 714 and encodes 237 amino acids.